AUGCCUCCCCGGUUACGCCUGUCACUCCAACGGCAACCAUUGAGAUGCCCACAUGAACUUCGAAUCGCCAGGAGCGCAAGCACCGCAGCCCCGGCAGUCACCCCGGCCGCUCCCAUUGAGCAAAUGACACACUCACCAGCCCCGAUCGCACGAACCUCUCCCAUUCAGCCGCCAUCGCACCGCAAUCCCGAGAACCGCCGGUCCCAACUCCUGCGACAAUACACCUCCCUCUUCCGCACAUCUCCUCUCAUGGUGCUGUUCCAGCACAACAACCUCAAGGCCACGGAAUGGGCCUCUAUUCGACGAGAAUUGGCCAAUGCGUUGAAGAAAGUGGAUGAUAAGAUCGCCGCUGAGGGUCGGAGCGCUCCAGCUUUGGCUCCCCAUAUCAAGCUGCAGACCGUCCAGACCAGCAUCUUCGAGGUGGCCCUACGCAUUGUCGAGUAUUUCCGGCCCAACAAAGAUUCACUGGCCUCGGGAAAACCUCCUAGUGCCAUUGACCCCGUCACCCAGACCUCCGCUGAGAUUCCGGCGGUCUCGGGGGCGAAGGAUGACCCGGCCUUGACGCACGAUUUGUCUCGUACCGCGUACGCCGCCGUGAAGCGCAAGAAGGGAAAGCAUGAGCUCUCUAGUCUGCUUGCUGGUCCUAUCGCGGUUCUCUCUAUCCCUUCAGUCUCUCCCGAACACAUGAAGGCCGCGCUGUCGAUUCUCACGCCGAAAGAAGUCGGCUUCCCUGCACCCACCCGGAAGGCCAACCCGGACUACCACGACCCUAUCGUCCAGAAUGGUCUCCAAAAGAUCAAUCUACUGGCGGCUCGAGUUGACAGCAAGGUGUUUGAUAUCAAUGAGACCAAGUGGGUCGGCAGCAUCGAGGGUGGCAUGGAUGGUCUCCGCGCCCAGCUCGUUACGGCUUUGCAGGGAGUCGGAUCCAGCGUUACCAGUACCCUGGAGGGGGCUGGAAAGAGCCUUUACUUCACGAUGGAGAGCCGAAGGAGCGUUCUCGAGGACGAACAGAAGGGACCCGAGGGCGAGAAGAGCGAAUUGUCUUAA
Molecule: messenger RNA, 1047 nt
Organism: Penicillium alfredii
Lineage: Eukaryota; Fungi; Ascomycota; Eurotiomycetes; Eurotiales; Aspergillaceae
Product: mitochondrial 54S ribosomal protein uL10m
Exons: 1
Coding region: 1-1047 (348 amino acids)
Biological process (GO): translation
Cellular component (GO): mitochondrial large ribosomal subunit
Molecular function (GO): structural constituent of ribosome
Source: RefSeq, a predicted model, not a curated record